Messenger RNA from Paramecium octaurelia, 852 nucleotides. NCBI's taxonomy places the organism in Eukaryota, Ciliophora, Oligohymenophorea, Peniculida, Parameciidae. The record is from the annotation of a GenBank genome assembly.
AUGUCCAGACUACGACAACCUACUGUCCAUAAUGACUUGUCUUUAAAUAAGGAGCCUAUAGAAACAGUAUAUUCCAUAGCAAAUAGAUAUCGUACUGAUUGGGGGUUGAAAGAAAUGCCUGACUUGAAAAUAUAUCCAGAUGUGUGCAAAGUCAAAAGAUUGAUCAGCUUUAAGACUGAGCAUAACUUUAGCCAAACCAGUCAACCCUCCAAAAAGAGAAACUUUUAUUGAAGAAUUAUAAGAAUAUCACUCCAAACUGCCUGGCCCAAAAUAUGAAUAUUAGUCAUUUUGGUCAGAGCCUAAAGUGCAAAAGAAAACAAAAGAAUAAAGCAAAUAUAUUGAGCAAAAUCAAAGAAAAAACAUAAUUUCUGAUAUAAUUACAGUUGAAAAACGACAUCCAAGACCUGGACCUGCAGAUUAUAAUAAAGAGUUCAAAUCUAAAAGCAUAGAGAAUGAACCAAUAAUUUCUUAGAGUUUAAAGUAUUUAUAAUGCAUUUAACUUAUAAGAUUGCAACAGAGGACUAACUAUUUCGAAGAUCUCAUAAGUUAAUAAAUAAAUUUUCCAGGACCUGGUGCUUAUAAUAUUCCAUAAAGAGUUGUUAGUGACAUGUUAUCAAAAAAACAAAAUCUAAUCUCCAGUAGUUCAUUACUCUAAACCUAGUAGUUACUCACCGGACGAUUACUACCACUUCGCUUUUGAUAAAAAAUUCAAAGCACAAUCAAUUAGAAAACGUUUUAAAAACUUAAAAAAAACAAUAGUAGCAAGCCUGGUCCCGUUCUUGGUUAAUCAGAUUGGAAUUAAGGUUGGAUGUCAAAAGUUAGCAAAGCUCCAUAGUUUUCCAUUUAUUAUGA